AUGGGUGGAAGUGCUUUCAAUGCCAUAUUAGCAGCCACAUCCUUUCCUCGCAUUUCACCUCCCGUCUACCGUGCUCUUAAAACACGUCUCGUCCCCAGACUUCAAGAAUUAUAUGGGCUCGUAGCCGUACCCAUCGAAGCACCAGAAAAGAAAGACCACGGGGAUUUAGACCUUCUUGUCUGUGAACCCAAGUCGCAGUAUGGCACAUAUGUCCCUCACGAUGUCGUGAAGAGAACUUUGCAUGCAGAUUACGUCGUCCCAAUGGACGGUAACCGCACAUCUAAUUACGCGGUUCCCAUACAACGUGGUGAAUGGGAUCCUCUGGGGUAUGCAGCUGACGAGGCGCAAAAGAGAGAGCUUGCAAAUAACGGGGAAAUUUAUUAUCAGGUUGACGUACAUGUGUGUUUGGAUAAAGCAGAAUGGGACCGGAUCCUAUUCUUUCAUUCAUAUGGAGACCUUGGAAUGAUUUUGGGCGUUAUUUCGAGGAAUAACGGAUUGCUCUGGGGAGAAAAGGGCAUGAAGAUUCCUAAUCCUCCAAACCCUCCUUUCGAACUCAGUGAUUCGUUCCACGCUAUCACCAAAUUUUACGAACUCCCGUUAGAGCCUUUUUAUGAAGGUUUUCAGACGAAACAAGAAGCUUUCGACUGGGCAGCCUCUAUGAAGUACUUCGACUCGAGCAAGUUCACAAGCACAGGACCUGGGUUUACAAAGGUCAAACCAGAACGAAAAAUGUACGCAGAAUUCGUUGAAUGGGUGAAGGCAACAAAGCCUAGCUCGCAUCCAUACAAUCAAUUACCUCGCCAGGAAAGAUUCGAUCGAAUUCGGGAAGACGCUUUGCGAUUCUUUAACAAGAAGAAAGAGUAUGAAGAUCUCGCUAAAUUACGGGCAGCUAAGACGCGAUUAAACGACUUGUUUUCUGGAACCCAUGUACGCAAUUGGACAGGACUGGGCGGUCAUUGGAUAGGCGUAAAGAAGAUCAUGGACGAAGUGAGGAAUAGAUUGGGUGGAGAAGAAGGAGUCUUAAAAUUCUUAGAGGGUCAUACGGAAGAUGACUUAAAAGCUGUCGUGCUCGAAGUGCAGUUGGAUCUGGGGAUGGCAUCUUCUCCAACAACACAUUUGCAAUCUUCUGACGAUUCUCUUGAAAAGCCAUCUAUAGACAAUGAAGAGGAUGUAACAAAAGAUACCAAUGUUUCUUCUCGUCUGUGA
Psilocybe cubensis is the source of this 1206-nucleotide messenger RNA. RefSeq lists its product as uncharacterized. The record is from RefSeq and is a predicted model, not a curated record. The transcript is spliced from 3 exons. Bases 1 to 1206 code for a protein of 401 amino acids. Lineage: Eukaryota; Fungi; Basidiomycota; Agaricomycetes; Agaricales; Agrocybaceae.